AUGUGGAUGGUACAUUUUAGUGAUCACUCGUAUGAUCGGAAACUUCGGCCUCUAAUGCCGAAGCCGACGAUCAACUCUGGCAGCAGUACGGCACUUUCUGCAAUGCCAACUCCUAGUUGCUGUUGCAUUCACACAACUAAUAUCUUUGAACAGAACCACCACCGAACUAGUGUGAAUGAAGAUCACCAAUUCAGAAAUGCACAACCUUUAGUCAUGAGUUCUAGGUGGAAUCCAACAGCAGAUCAAUUACAGGCCCUUCAGGAAAUGUAUAGACGAGGAGUAAGAAGUCCAUCAGCUCAACAAAUCCAGCAAAUUGCUGAAAAGCUUCGUCGAUUUGGUAAAAUUGAAGGGAAAAAUGUGUUUUAUUGGUUUCAAAACCACAAAGCAAGAGAGAGGCAGAAAAAACGUCGUGAACAAGAGGCAUCAUCAUCUAGAAAAAGGAAGUGCGAUGUCUUUGAAAACCCUGAAAGUGAACAUGCAGAUUUGAGCAGGAGAGACAUGGAAACUAAACAUCCUAAAAAGUUGCCUAGCCCCUCAAAAUGCACCACAAUUUCAGAGGAUUCUGUAUCAAUGCAUAGAGCAGCUGUAGCAGAAUAUGGAACAGACAGGUGUAUACAGAGAGAAUUGCAGCAGAGAGCUGAAAAUAAUGAAAUCUGUCCAUUGAAACAUUCAGAUCAAGAAAAUACACAGCAUUUUCUUGGCCUGAACCUCAGCAUAUCACUGCCCCUCAAGAAUGAUGAUAUGGGAAAUGAAGAAAAUUCAACUCUUGAGCUCUUUCCAAUUUGGAGAAAUGACCAGAGAAUUACCCUUAAUUCUAUUAAAGAGGACACUGAUUUUACAAGCAUGAAAAUCACUCCAAAUAAAUUCUUUGAGUUUCUUCCUCCGAAAAAUUGA
Fraxinus pennsylvanica is the source of this 894-nucleotide messenger RNA. The record is from the annotation of a GenBank genome assembly. NCBI's taxonomy places the organism in Eukaryota, Viridiplantae, Streptophyta, Magnoliopsida, Lamiales, Oleaceae.